AUGUCGGUCUUAAAUUUGUCAAUUCUCUGGCUCAUCUGCUGUGUUGCCACUGCUGCAACACAAACUUGUGAGAUAGAAAAUAUAGAUCUAAGAUGUCAGGAAUUGAGCAGUCUCGAGGACAUAGUCGAUUUCCCCAUAACAAAUCUUCGCAUGUUGGAAAUCAUAAACACGCAAACAAAGCUAACCAUUGGAGCAGCGAACAGUUCAAUGAACAUGCCGCAAUUAACUAUCCUCUCUCUGUCUGUGUCACGCCUUGAACUUCUCAGUGAAGGCUUCUGCAAUCUUCCCAAACUGUUUGAGAUCAACAUCUCUGGUUGUGGGGUGGAACAACUGUUGGCCUCGCACUUUCCCGCCGAAUGCUGUGUAGGAGAGCUCUACGCCAGUGACAAUAAGCUUAGUGUUCUCACAAAGGAUUUCUUUAGCAAACUUCCCAAACUGCUAUUUGCUUUGUUCGCAAACAAUUCUCUGAGUCAUGUAGAGUUGCCAUACAUGGAAUAUCUAAUUAUCUUAGACCUUAGUCAUAAUAACUUGGCAACCUUCAACAUCACCUUUGACAAUUGUCCAUCCUUGGAAGCCCUCUCCCUCAACAACAAUAAUCUCACUCAGUUUCACAUCACACAACCUGUAAAAGUUGUUGCCUCAUCAGCAGAGAAGGUACUUAAGCUGGAACAAUUGGAUCUGUCAAACAACAGUAUAAGUGAGCUUAUCGAAAACCAAUUCGAAUUGCUGCGUAACCUUUUAGAUCUGAAUUUAUCUGGCAAUAAAAUUUCCGUUUUGAAGAGUGCUCACUUCGCAGGUUUGACAUCGUUGCGUUAUUUACAUUUGCAGUCAAACGGUAAAUUGGAGCUAACAGAACACACCUUUGAAGCACUCAAGCAACUCAAGAUGCUUGACUUGUCAUACAAUGGUCUCGAAAAUCUGGAUCCUAAUCUCUUCGGAUACAAACAAAUGAACAAGCAAGGACUUUAUGAGUACUCGCCAAUGGGUCACAUGCGACAGCUUAAACUAGAUGGAAAUAAACUUCAGCAUCUGGACCCUAGAGCCUUUGAGAAAUUGCCAUUUUUAAAAGAGCUGUGUCUGAGCAACAAUGCAUUGCGUGUGCUCCCCGAGGGCCUUUUUGUUCCUACAAAAAAACUGAAGGUGCUGGACAUGCGUCACAAUCAAUUGACAGAUAUUAGCAGCGAUAAUCUGAAGAGUCUAAACAACGCCAAAGUUCUGCUUAUCAACUACAAUCAACUGACAACUCUGCCCGACUUGAAUGGGACGCUGCCUCAUUUGCGGUUUAUAGGGAUUGACGGGAAUCCGUGGCAAAGUGCCUCUUUUGCCCAAUCGGAGCAAUGGCUGAUCGCAAGAAAGAUACAGUAUCUGACAGAUGACUACGUCUUUUUCAGCAGCGGUUAGAAACCACCCCUCUGAUUUUUAUGAGUUUAAAUAUUAUCAAUCAGUCGGUGGAGCAAUUUGUCGAAGCAGAUGAUGAUGUUGAUGAUGAAGAAUUUAUUUGAUAACGAAAACAUACACACUUGCCAGUUAAAUAAAUUUUCUA
Drosophila sulfurigaster albostrigata is the source of this 1543-nucleotide messenger RNA. RefSeq names its product insulin-like growth factor-binding protein complex acid labile subunit. The record is from RefSeq and is a predicted model, not a curated record. NCBI's taxonomy places the organism in Eukaryota, Metazoa, Arthropoda, Insecta, Diptera, Drosophilidae. The coding region runs from base 1 to 1401 and encodes 466 amino acids. The transcript has 2 exons. Gene Ontology annotation, molecular function: protein binding.